Messenger RNA from Micropterus salmoides (largemouth bass), 916 nucleotides. RefSeq names its product small integral membrane protein 11A-like. Lineage: Eukaryota; Metazoa; Chordata; Actinopteri; Centrarchiformes; Centrarchidae. The transcript is spliced from 3 exons. The coding region runs from base 8 to 346 and encodes 112 amino acids. The record is from RefSeq and is a predicted model, not a curated record.
GAUUUGAAUGCAGCACAGAUUACGUCAUACGGAGACUGCAUUGCGAUUGGCUUGUCACUUAAAGCCCCGCCUCCUGGUGAGAAGCAUUAAUACAAUUUUGGCUGUCGCAAGAAGAAGAAUCUUCAAUACUACCGAAGCUAAAAUGAUCAACUGGAAGGCUUUGGACAAUGUCCCCCUCCUCCUGUACAUCCUGGCCCUAAAGACACUGCUGCUGUGUCUGGCGUUCGCCGGGGUGAAGAUCUACCAGAGUAAUAAAAUAGAGAAGGCCCUGAAGAAGGAGCAGGCUGAGAAGAGGAGGCUAGCCCAGCAGACCCAGGAGCUUAUCGAAAGCAAGAAGGAAGACUGAGCAGAGGAAAGAAGCGGCUGUACACAGGGAAACAUGUUGCUGUCCUGAGCAACACACCACUUUCUCCACAUGAGCCAGGGGCUAAAUUACAGAAACUUCCUGUCUUAAGUUAGGAGGAGUCCAAGAGAGGAUCUGCAAGUUAGCAAGUUUCUGUAACACACUCUCAGACUGUCAGCAAUAGGGGGACUUUGCUGUGCUGUAGGGAAUGAUUUGUGUUUCCACAAACUGUUCACCAUGUCAGUGUUUAUAUAAGAUGAAAUUACGUCAUAAAACAUGCAGACUCCUAAAGUGAUCCUGAGAUGAGGGACUUUAUGUUGCGAUGACCUCAGUGGAAGAACCACAGGAGGCUCUGCAUCUACUUGUUAUUCGCCAAACACCCGCUCAUUUCUGGGCUCAUCUUCCCCCAAACAUCAGUUUGUACACUGUAAUAGCAGGAAGGUCAAAGCUUUUCAAGUGUGCUUAUUUAUAAGAAAACAGCAUGGUAUUUAUUCUGCUAUAUUCCUUAUACAUUGUGAACCAGCUUUGUGCCUAAUUUUUGUAAUUAUAUUAAAUUGUUUGUUCCACAUGCUG